Argentina anserina (silverweed cinquefoil) is the source of this 603-nucleotide messenger RNA. RefSeq names its product cysteine-rich receptor-like protein kinase 10. Gene Ontology annotation, cellular component: plasma membrane. The record is from RefSeq and is a predicted model, not a curated record. The transcript is spliced from 3 exons. Lineage: Eukaryota; Viridiplantae; Streptophyta; Magnoliopsida; Rosales; Rosaceae. Gene Ontology annotation, biological process: protein phosphorylation. The coding region runs from base 1 to 603 and encodes 200 amino acids. Gene Ontology annotation, molecular function: protein serine/threonine kinase activity; ATP binding.
AUGAAUCCCAAAAUUUCUGAUUUUGGUUUAGCAAAGAGUUUUGCAGAUGAUGAAGAGACAAAAAGGACUAACAGAAUUUGUGGGACUGUUGGUUACAUGGCUCCCGAGUACGCAAAGCAUGGCAUCUAUUCCAUGAAAACCGAUGUAUACAGUUAUGGAGUGUUGAUGCUUGAAAUCAUCAGUGGUAGGAAAAUCAACAGCUUCUACAAUAAUGAUCGCGCCGUCGAUUUAGCUGGCUAUGUAUGUCGAAAACCUUUGUUCUUCUUGUUGGGUCAGGCAUGGGCGUUAUGGAAAGAGGGUGCAGCGUUAGAACUAGUGGAUCCAAAAAUAGAAGUCUCUAGUAAGGACAAAGAUCAAUUGUUAAGAUGCAUCCAUGUUGGUCUGCUGUGCACAGAAGAAAAUGAUGAUAAACGGCCCACCAUGUCAGAUGUGAUUUUCAUGCUGACAAAUGACAGAGUGCCUUUGCCUGAACCAACAAUGCGAGCAUUCAUCAUAGAUGGAAAUGGAGCAGAAACUACGUCCAUCAAUGGUUUAUCAAUACUUGGCCAAAAUGAGACUGCAUUUGUAUAUGAGCAUCCUGUUUUUGUCAAGAAUCGUAGAUAA